Molecule: messenger RNA, 3666 nt
Organism: Aspergillus thermomutatus
Lineage: Eukaryota; Fungi; Ascomycota; Eurotiomycetes; Eurotiales; Aspergillaceae
Product: putative Chromo domain protein Chp1p
Exons: 4
Coding region: 1-3666 (1221 amino acids)
Biological process (GO): negative regulation of transcription by RNA polymerase II; chromatin organization
Cellular component (GO): pericentric heterochromatin
Molecular function (GO): chromatin binding
Source: RefSeq, a predicted model, not a curated record
AUGAGCGACGAUGAUGAUAUAUCGAUUACGUCAACGGCACCCAGUGAACAGCAGUCUGAAUAUGAAGUGGAAACCAUCUUUGCUGAGCUUGAAUUUGAUGAUGGCAUCAAAUAUUUGGUGAAGUGGGCCAAUUACCCCAUUGAACGAUGCACAUGGGAACCCGCCGACUCCUUUUGCGCUGAACAGACUUUGAUCGACUGGAAUAAGAAGAAAAAGGCAAUUGCAGAAGGAAAGCGUCCAGCAUUUGAUCUUGUCAGGUUUGAAAAUCAUCUAGCUGCCCUUGAGAGGGCAAAACAAGACAGAAAGCAAAGAAGAGCCGCAAAGAGGAGACGUCUAGGGCUCGACCAACCCCAGCAAAGUCCUCCUGUUGUGGAGAGUCCUCCGAGUAAUAACGUGCCUGUCCCAAGGAUUUCUGAUGGUACUGGCUCCAAUGACUUCGAAGUCGACGGAUCAAAGUCUUCGUCCGUUCAAACUCCGCAAACGAAUGCGAACACAGGAAGUGCACAAGCUAAAGCUCAGCCACUUCCCAAAAGACCACCUCCCCCUAUCUUAUUCGGAACUGCCCCGGCUCCCACCCGCCCGAAAAGGAUGAACAGUUCUGAGACGCCAAGGUUGUUCAAUUUGUCGACGAGAUGGAAGUACGAGAAGGCGAAAGCUUAUGAGCCACCUCCUGAUAUGAACAAGCUCCAACUCAUUCGGCCAUCCGACUGGCCAGCCAGGACCGGGCUCGCCGCGACAAAGAUAGGACUGCACAACGUCAGCUCACUCAGCGCGGAGAAUGACUCCGGUACCGCUAAGCUCGGAUCUCAUAACGUGAGCUCACCCACACAGGAUGGGCCAAGCUCAGCGAAGCUAGGUCCUCAUGAUGUUAGCUCGCCAAAGCAGGGUGACUUGCAUAGCCUAAAGAUUGGAUUGCACAACGUUAGCUCAUCGAAGCAAUUCAAUGCAAAUCCAGUGAAACUAGGCUCGCACAGUGUGAGCUCUCCUAAGUCGGUUACUUCGGAGAGGCUAGGCACGCAUAAUGUCAGCUCGUCAAACGGAACCGAUGACAGUGCAUUGGAUCCAGAAUCGCAUGAUGUCGGUUCGCCAAUGGACCUUGAUUCGCAUGAUGGGGCUCAAGGCCAAAUUGGCCAAACUCGAGGAAGUCGGGCUCUGAAUUUACCGAAACGCGCAGUGUAUGAUACAUACAAGCCGACUCACAGCGUGCCAGACACGUAUAGGCCAGUGUACGGUGCGGAUACGUGGAGACCAGGCCGACCACUGCCAGAUACCUGGAGUCCAAGCCAACCUUCCGGUGGCAGCCUAAGGCCGAAUACUAGCUCCCCAAUCCAUCGCCAUGAACUCGAAGACUAUCCGAUACCCAAGCUUCCGACGAGGAAACCAAAACCAGGGGCCAAGUUCGCCAGAGUCAACCUCACUCCCUAUUUCUGGAAUCCUGGUGAGCUCCUUGUCUAUCUUUAUUAUGGCCCAGACAAGAAAGAAAUUGGUUCAGCCAGGCUAUGUGGCCUCAGUGCAGAGAGUUGGGGCAGGCUCAUGACUACCAAAAGGGGCGGUCGCAUCAAUAUCUGGUUUCAACAUACGUGCAACCUGGAAGAGUAUAAUAUCCUAUGUGCGACAACAUCCAAUCAGAAGUACUCUAAUGGUUGGAUAGAAGGGUUCGAUGAUACAGAGCCGAGCAUCUACAGAAUUGGGGAAGAACUUCGUCGUAACCAGCUGGUGGCCAUAUUAUAUCCAGAUCCAGACAGCUGGAAUCAAACUGUGUUACUUGCCUAUUCCCCGAAGUCGUCAGACUUUGCGUUUCUCGAUGCAGAUUUCAGAAGCCCUGCAGGUGUUUUCCUAAAUGUCGCAGUCCGAAGCCCGUUGCGAUGGUUUGACAUCAUCACUGAUUGGCGUGAAAGGAAACAACUUCAUGCGGAGUCGCACAAGCCAAUACCCCUAGCACAAACAAAUUCUCAAGAUGUUCCAGGCAGAGCUCGACCUUCCUGUGUUGUAGCUGCUCAACCUUGUUCUGUGAAGGCUUCGACUCCAGAAGUUAUGAGACCUGUCAAUGAAAUAUCCAAACUUCGCGUUCGAAUUCCGGCGGACAACAGAGCCAUGACACCAAAAGCACUUGAGGCAUCAGACGUGACAACACAACUAGAUGCAACACUUGACUCAGGCUCAACAAAAACAACUAGUGUAACCCCAAAGUUUUCAACACAACUCUCUGGCGCACAAAAUUUGCAACCGGCACCUCAAAACACACCACGAGAAUCAGAGCAUGUGAAUUUAGCUGCACAGGAUCCCGCACAAGAAACUGACGCACUAUUAUCAACCUCGCAGGCUCCAUUGCCAAAACACGGAAGUACGCAAUCAGCACCCGAGGCCUCACCCACGAGCUCUGAGGCUCGAACAGCGCCGGAGGCAGAGCCUGGAUUUCCUUUCCCCCUCAAACACGACGCGGGCAUGGCGCAGUCUAUCACAGAUGAUGUUAAAUCGCCGCCACAAUCAACUAUUGAGAAUACUGUUGAUCUAGAUGCGCUCUUCAAAGAACAAUUUAGUGUCACCUAUGAUCUCCUGGCGACCGUGAACGAUGUUGAGAAGCCUACGAAGGCUCAAGUGUUUUACUUGAUGUUUCCCACCGAGUCCGAAGUAGUGCGGCAAGAGUACGAACUCAUGCACGAGUUUCUGAAGAGGCACAAUGCUGUGACCUAUUCCAAUCGCCUUCCGGAAGAUUGGGAGAGAUUUGCACGUACAAUACAUAAGGGAGUUGUCUUGGCUCAUGAAAGCUUUAUGAACUACCAUGCCCUACCUUUCUUCAAGGAGCUGAUCCAUCGAAACGUCAGCUUCUGGAGCCUUUCUUUAACCAAGCCUCUACAAUACGCUGACCACCCAACGUAUUUCCAACGCGUAUACCCUCACGGUGGUGUCAUCUUAAUCACAGAAGACUUCAUGCUUAGGGAACCAGAUGCUACGCUCAUCAUCCUGGCAUGGCUAAAGGAUUGGCUUAAGCAGAAAUUCCCGGGGAGUUGGAAGAUCAUGUUCCGUCCAAAUAUCCUGAACUGGCUCCUGAAGCAACCUGAAUCGAAGGAUCCAUUCAGGCAGGGAAUAUGGUUGAGCAUGUAUUCUCUGAUCCUUCAAUUAAACACUCGCGUGGUAGGCUCAGAACAGAUGGCUGGAAAUAUUCUCAGCAGCACCAGUGAUGAGCACAACGAAGAUCCUGUGAUCUCACCCGACGCGAUCCCGCUCUAUGGGUCUCGCACUGAAGACGAUGAUGCGAGCAUACCGAAAGGCCUCACACAGGAGCAAAGGAAUACCGACCACCUUGGGGAAUUUUUUGCUGGUUGGGCAAUAGUAAACAACCACAGGUUCAGGCGCUUCGUCAUGGUCACAGCAGUGAAACCACUACCGAGAUGGGAAGCCUGGCAACAUAUUGAGAUCAGAUAUAGUGCAAAAGAUUUUCUGAGGGUCUUCAAGGUUGACUACAAGACGUACUGGGAGAAAGUGAGGCCUAGGCUAGGGAAACCAGGUCUAUCGUCGGAGGCAAAGUCCCAAAACCAGAAUUCUGCCUAUACGCCUCGGACACCUGGAGCGAAUGGUCCUUCAGCGGAUGGGUUGGAUGUUUCGAGGGUCGGUGGGUUUCCUCACGGCCCUUCCAGGCUGAAAUACCCUCAACCGUACCAGUGA